Sphenostylis stenocarpa is the source of this 194-nucleotide messenger RNA. Lineage: Eukaryota; Viridiplantae; Streptophyta; Magnoliopsida; Fabales; Fabaceae. The record is from the annotation of a GenBank genome assembly.
UGAAAAAAUGGAUUGGGUUGGCAUGGAAGAGGCACGGAGUUUUGGGUAAAGAAGGAAAGGCGUGGGUCCAUUUGGCAAGGCUGCCUCCAAUCACGGGACGCCACGUCAUGGAGAUUUUUGAGGCAAAAAGUGGUGACAUGGGAAAAGAGAGGGUGCACGCAACGAGCGUGCUACCGAGAAUCGAACAGGCUUAA